AUGCCUUCCUUUUCUAAGCCCUUCACUCCUCCCUCCUCUGUUCUCAUCAUCGGCUCUGGCGUUUUCGGCCUGGCCACCGCCCUCUCACUUUGUCGCCGCGAUGCCUUCAAAGAUUGCUCCAUAACUGUCAUCGACCGAUCAGAUCCUUCUCAGCCGGGCGCUUAUCCUGCCCCAGAUGCCGCCAGCGUCGACACCAACCGCAUCAUUAGAGCAGACUAUGCCGAUCCGGACUAUGCUGCCCUGUGUGAUGAGGCUCAGGCCGAAUGGCGGAAGCAGGAGAAGCCCACUGACCUUGGUGCCCAAGGGAGGUACAACGAGGUCGGUCUGCUGCUGGUCGCUGACGCUUUAUCGUCAACGCCUACAGGCGCGCAGGAGUGCCAGGACGGUCAUAAGCCCAAGCUGACGGGAAUGGACUAUGUCCGUGAGAGUUGGGCCAAUGUCACCCGUCUGGCCUCCAAAGAUCCCACCCUUGCAGCCCGAAUCAAGGAACUGCCCAAUCCCACUGCCAUUCGCGAUGCUUUGGGAACGGGCGGCAGCUCGGGAGACUGGGGCUACCUCAACCUGAAUAGCGGUUGGGGCAAUGCUGGAGCUUCCAUGCAGUGGCACUACGAGAAGGCCCAACAAACUGGGCGUAUCAAGUUUGUCGCUGGCACGGUUGUGUCUUUGGAGCACAACGACACGACCGUCACCGGCGCCCGCCUUUCCGAUGGUACCGUCCUUUCUGCUGACCUUGUGGUUGUCGCGGCUGGUGCCUGGACAGGAGGCCUUGUCGACCUUUCAGGCCAAGCCGCCGCCACCGGCCAAGCCGUGGCCUACAUCGACCUCACCGAAGAGGAGCAACAAAAGCUCUCAAAGAUGCCUGUCAUUCUCAACCUCACCACCGGCCUUUUCAUCUUUCCUCCCGUCAACUGCGUUCUUAAGGUCGCUCGCCAUGCCUACGGCUAUCUGAACCCGACGAUUCCUGUUCAUCCACCUCUCCCUCUUCGCCCCUCUUCAAUUCCUUCAUCAGCCCCUGUGUCUCUCCCGUUCACCAGCGCCAACGAUCCGAACCUCGAGAUUCCUGCUGAGGGCGCUGCUGACCUUCGCCGUGCCCUGCGCGAGAUGAUUCCGUGGCCCGACUUACGCGAUCGCCCUUUCACGAAGACUCGUAUCUGUUGGUAUUCAGACACCCCGACUGGCGACUUCAUCGUCGACUAUCACCCGUACUGGAAGGGUUUGUUUGUGGCAACAGGCGACAGCGGCCAUGCAUUCAAAUUCCUUCCCGUCAUUGGGGAAAAGGUGGCCGAUUGCAUCAUGGGCCAGUGCCCGCCCCAGUUCAAAGAGAAGUGGGCAUGGAAGAUCAAGGACGAAAGUCAGAUUAUGCCCGCUCUGAGUGUGGUUACGGAGGACGGCAGCAGAGGAGGCGUGGCUGGUCUUAUCCUGGUUGAGGAGCUGGCCAAGUCGACUACUGCCUAA
This is a messenger RNA of Thermochaetoides thermophila DSM 1495, 1455 nucleotides long. RefSeq names its product putative fructosyl amino acid protein. NCBI's taxonomy places the organism in Eukaryota, Fungi, Ascomycota, Sordariomycetes, Sordariales, Chaetomiaceae. The transcript has a single exon. The coding region runs from base 1 to 1455 and encodes 484 amino acids. Gene Ontology annotation, molecular function: flavin adenine dinucleotide binding; sarcosine oxidase activity; proline dehydrogenase activity. The record is from RefSeq and is a predicted model, not a curated record.